AUGGCAGCCGCACCAGCACCAGGCAUCUACGUGCCCGUGCCGACCUUCUUCGCCUCGCGGACGGCCGCCAACUAUAACGCCCAUGCUCCGCCCGUCGACGUCGCCGUACAGGUCGCCCACUCGCUGUACCUGGCCCGCGCCGGCAUCCACGGGCUCGUCAUCCUCGGCAGCACCGGCGAGGCCGUGCACAUGACGAGCGACGAGCGGACCGCAGUGCUGGCCGGCGUGCGCAAGGGGCUGGACGCCGAGGGUUUCAAGGACUAUCCCAUCAUUGCCGGUACGGCCUCGCAGAGCGUGGCAGAAGUCGUGGAGCAGCUCAAGGACGCCCACGAAAAGGCCGCCUGCCAGUUCGGCAUGGUCCUGGUCCCGGGCUACUUUGCGGGCGCCACGUCGCAGGAGGGUAUCGUGCGAUGGUUCACUGCCGUGGCGGACCAGAGCCCCAUCCCCGUCAUGAUCUACCACUACCCGGGCGUCUCAAACAACGUCAAGGUAGCCAUCCCGACCUUCGCCACGCUCUCGCAGCACCCAAACAUCGUCGGCUGCAAGCUGUCGUACCCGGACCUGCCCGUGCACACGGAGCUGGCGCUGCACCCCGACAUCGACCACUCGCGCUUCGCCGUCUUCACGGGCCUGGGCUCGCAGCUGUUCCCCGUAGUGGCCGUGGGCGGCGCGGGCGCCAUCGACGGCGCCGCCGCUUUCUUCCCCAAGGCCGUCGUGCGCCUGUUUGAGCUGUCGCGCAGCGUCCGCCCCUCGGACGACGAGCACGCCGAGCGCCGCAGGCUGCAGUACCUCGUCGCCGCCCUGUACUCCAAGCUCAUCCCCACGGGCACCAUCGGCAUCAAGGAGGCCGUCGCGAGGCUGAGGGGCUUUGGAGACCCCGACGGCACCCGCCUUCCACUGUUUGGAGGCUUCGCCGAUGGGGAUGCCGAGUGGGCGAGGUGGAAGCCGAUAGUGGACCAGUUGGAGGAGGCGGAGAAGAAGUUGUGA
This is a messenger RNA of Pyricularia pennisetigena, 987 nucleotides long. RefSeq lists its product as uncharacterized. The record is from RefSeq and is a predicted model, not a curated record. Lineage: Eukaryota; Fungi; Ascomycota; Sordariomycetes; Magnaporthales; Pyriculariaceae. The transcript has 2 exons. Gene Ontology annotation, molecular function: 4-hydroxy-tetrahydrodipicolinate synthase activity. Bases 1 to 987 code for a protein of 328 amino acids.